Molecule: messenger RNA, 1096 nt
Organism: Cicer arietinum (chickpea)
Lineage: Eukaryota; Viridiplantae; Streptophyta; Magnoliopsida; Fabales; Fabaceae
Product: protein SENSITIVE TO PROTON RHIZOTOXICITY 1-like
Biological process (GO): response to acidic pH; response to aluminum ion
Source: RefSeq, a predicted model, not a curated record
AUUACCAUAUUUAAAGGAAUCAUUUCAGUCACCAAAAACUCACUCUUCCCAUACACCAUUUUUGACAUUACCAGUUACACAUUCAAAAUGCAUAAUCACACCGAAACACAACAAAUAAAAUCAAAUAACCUGAUCAUUCCCCUUCACAACCUCUCCAAACUCAACACCCAAAUCGAUUCUCUUAAACACUUCAUAUUUCAAUCCAUCAACACCAAUACUCUCCUCUCCAAACACCACUUAGACACACUCUCCAACCAACUCUCCUCAUCCAUUCGCCACGUCAUCACCAACGCUUCCGCACUUCUCGCCGCAUCUCCCGUAACCGUAACCGUUUCUCCAACGGUUAACGAACACUCCGAAACUGUGGAACUCAACGCGGUUGAACUUCUCGCAAAGCACUUUCACUUCUGCGAGAUUUGCGGGAAAGGAUUCACGCGCGACGCGAAUAUGCGUAUGCACAUGCGGUCGCACGGGGAACGGUUUAAGACUCGUGAAGCGUUGCGUGGUGGUUGUGGUGUGAGGGAAGCGCGCUUAACGGCGACGCGGUUUUCUUGUCCUUUUGAAGGAUGCAAACGGAAUAAGUUGCAUAAGAAGUUUAUGCCGUUGAAGUCGGUGUUGUGUUUGAGGAACCAUUUCAAGAGGAGUCAUUGUCCGAAAACUCACACGUGCGAUCGGUGUAAGAGGAAGAGCUUUGCGGUAAUUUCGGAUUUGAAGAGUCACGUGAAGCAGUGUGGGGGAGAGUCUACGUGGAAGUGUACGUGCGGAACCACGUUUUCAAGAAAAGAGAAACUGUUUGGACACGUGGCAAGGUUUGAGGGGCAUUCGCCGGCGGUUGAGGUGGGGGAAGAAGAGAAAAGAAAAACUAUGGAGGCGGCGCCGGCGGAAGGGGAUAGGUUACCCGAAGGUUUCUUUGAUGAUUUGGAAAAGUUUUGGGUUUGACUCUUUUUAGAACAAAUAACUUUGGAUUUAAGAUGAUAUUAAUUAUUGGAAGAAUUUUUAUUUCUCUAAAUUAACGAUCACCAAUGUAAAAUUUCACUUCAUGAAAUCAAGGCCUCAACCCGAUGUGCAACUAACCAUUUUGAAUAAGAUUUUGUUU